This is a messenger RNA of Paraglomus brasilianum, 1692 nucleotides long. The record is from the annotation of a GenBank genome assembly. Lineage: Eukaryota; Fungi; Glomeromycota; Glomeromycetes; Paraglomerales; Paraglomeraceae.
AUGUCAACAAUAGGCUUUACUCAGAGCACAAAACUCAGUCGGGAGGAUUAUCGAAGACAGAAGGAUCUAGAGGCAGCUAGAAAAGCUGGUACUGCCCCCGCUGAGCAGGAUGAAGAAGGGAGGGAUAUUAACCCUCAUAUACCACAAUAUAUUGCCAAAGCGCCUUGGUACCUUGAUACUGGAGGACCUACACUCAAACAUCAAAGGCUUCGGGAUGAGGAGGCUGUGUCCAAACCUGAAACAUGGUAUAUGCGUGGAGUAAGAGCUGGUCCUGCUUCUACAAGGUAUCGAAAAGGUGCUUGUGAGAAUUGCGGUGCAAUGACUCACAAGACGAAAGACUGCGUGGAGCGACCAAGAAAACUUGGUGCGAAAUGGACAGGAAAAGAUAUUCAAGCUGACGAGAUAAUACAAGAUAUCGAAUUAGACUAUGAUGCAAAAAGAGAUCGGUGGAACGGAUAUGAUCCAGCAGAACAUGCCAAAAUUUAUGAAGAGUAUGAAAAAAUCGAGGAAGCUCGUCGCAAGCUAAAAGCCAGCGAGCUCGAAAAACAAAGCACGACAGAGCUUGCCAAAAAAACUGGCGAACGAGUUAGCGGCGAAUUUUCUAGUGAUGAUGAGGAAGAAGAUGAGGACAAGUAUGCCGAAAGUUCAGACAUGCCUGGUCAAAAAGUCAAUACAAAGACACGUACUACAAUCAGAAACCUUAGAAUUCGUGAAGAUACGGCCAAGUAUCUAAGAAAUCUUGAUCCUAACUCUGCGUACUACGAUCCCAAAACACGUUCUAUGCGAGAUAAUCCGAACAAGCCGGACACGUCAGCUGAGGAUGCCGUGUAUGCUGGUGACAAUUUUGUUCGUUACUCGGGCGAUGCUCGACAAAUGGCAAAUUUGCAAUUGUUUGCAUGGCAAGCUUAUGAAAAGGGAACAGACAUUCAUUUACAAGCUAAUCCGACACAAGGCGAAUUGCUCCAUCGAGAGUAUUUAACCAAGAAAGAGAAGCUCAAGGAUUCUAGCAAGGACUCUAUUUUGGCUACUUACGGUGGAGAAGAACAUUUGGAUGUUCCACCUAAGGAAUUGCUGCUUGCUCAGACAGAGCAUUAUGUAGAAUAUUCGCGGACAGGAAGGGUUAUUAAAGGCCAGGAGAAGGCAAAAGCGAAAUCCAAGUACGAAGAAGAUGUAUAUAUAAACAACCAUACAUCAAUCUGGGGCUCAUUUUGGGCGGAUGGAAAAUGGGGUUACAAAUGUUGCCGUGCCUUUAUCAAAAAUUCCUACUGUACUGGUCUUGCUGGUAUCGAAGCCGCCUCUUCUAGUAACCUUCUAACGUCGACACCAGUACAAGCACAGACCGAAAAGAAGUCCCUCGUUGAAAUGCACACUGAAAAUCUUAGGAAAGGUAUUACUAAAGCGAAAACAGACGAUGAUGUUAAUAUACAUAUUAAGAGGAAGCACAUUGGUGAAGGAGAUGUGCAGCUGGAUUCCAAGAAAUUGAAAAAGGCGAUUGAGAACGAAGCGAAAAGGCAUGCUAGACUAUUACAGGAAGAACCAGAUGAUCGAAAACGGCCGUAUAAUUCAGCAUUUAUGAGUAAAGAUUCGAAAGUCGAUACGGAAGUUACGGAAGAGGAAUUGGAGGCUUAUCGCUUGAAGAAGUUAUCGCACGAGGACCCGAUGGCUAACUAUGUUGAUGAAGAAGAUGUAUAA